This is a messenger RNA of Tremella mesenterica DSM 1558, 2205 nucleotides long. RefSeq lists its product as uncharacterized. Gene Ontology annotation, cellular component: nucleus. The record is from RefSeq and is a predicted model, not a curated record. The transcript is spliced from 7 exons. Gene Ontology annotation, biological process: negative regulation of transcription by RNA polymerase II. Gene Ontology annotation, molecular function: zinc ion binding; DNA-binding transcription factor activity, RNA polymerase II-specific; RNA polymerase II transcription regulatory region sequence-specific DNA binding. The annotation marks the transcript as partial. Lineage: Eukaryota; Fungi; Basidiomycota; Tremellomycetes; Tremellales; Tremellaceae.
AAAAGCAGGAAGAAGGAAGAAGAGAAAGACGAUUUGACCUCGCGAUUGAUUCGGGGUUUAGGAAAAAGACCAUUCACCGAAUGUCCCAUAGUACCUCCUCCACUACGAAUUUCCGAUGAUCCUCCUGAAUGGCGUUGUCCAGGUUGUCGAAAAUCCCGAAUCGUCGCUCCUGGAGCUUACAUUUGUUUUUGCGGUAGAUUGACCAAUCCACCCACUUCGAACAUCGCCCCUCAUUCAUGUGAAGAUUUAUGUUCUCGUCGGAGAGGAGGAUGUGACCAUCCAUGUCCACUGACUUGUCAUCCUGGACCUUGUCCGCCUUGUCAGACAGCUUUGAUCGUACCUUGUCCUUCACACCAUACUCCUUUAGCCGUGAAAUGCGCAGUGGUCAGUGGUAACACGGAGAUAGGUAAGAUGGGAGCGGUUUGUGAUGAGAUUUGUGGGAGAUCUUUGGGAUGUGGAAAUCCGGCUCAUGUUUGUCAAGCCCCAUGUCAUCACGGCGCAUGUAAUCCAUGUGCUCAAACUCAAGUAGUAAUGUGUUAUUGUGGCCAAGAAUCUCGCGUUGUGGCAUGCGGAAGUAUGCGUCAAGAAGAAAAACGUUGUGCGAGUAUCGGUGAAGAUGGUGUAGAAGAACACUGGAAUGGUCGUUUCAGUUGCGGAAAAGAGUGUGAUAGAUUCUAUGAUUGUGGAAUCCAUCCUUGCAAAGAGAAAUGUCAUCCCCAUCCUUCUAUACCACUACCAUGUCCUACUUCUCCAAACCUCAUUCAUACCUGUCCUUGUGGUCUCACACCUCUUUCUUCCCUCCCGGCCCCUCCACGGACAUCAUGUAUCAACCCUAUCCCAACAUGCGACAAGUCUUGUCCUCGUUCACGUCCUUGUGGACAUGCUUGUCCUCAGAAAUGCCAUGUUGGUGAAUGUCCUCCGUGUCAUUCGGAGGUGGUUCGACCAUGUAGAUGUGGAGAGAGUGUGGUGGUUUUGGAAUGUGAUGAAUUGAGAAAAUUGUUGGAUUCUGGUGGAGAGGUGAUGUGUGAACGAGUAUGUGGGGCUUUGAGGAAUUGUGGGAGACAUGAAUGUGGGAGGGUGUGCUGUCCCCUCUCUUACCAAGGCAAAAAUCGCAAGAAACGAGGAAUCAUGACACCUAUGAUCGACCGAGAAGACGAUUUACACGUAUGUGAACUGACAUGCGGACGAUUACUCAGUUGUGGAUUACAUACGUGUGCUAAGAAAGAUCAUAGAGGUGCAUGUGGACGUUGUUUGGAAUCAUCAUUUGACGAACUCAUUUGUAAUUGUGGUCGUACCAUCAUUCAACCUCCCGUACCAUGCGGUACAAUAUUGACUUGUCCUUUCCCUUGUUCUCGUCCUUCACCAUCAUGUGGACAUCCUAAAUCUCCUCAUCCAUGUCAUCAAACACCUGAUUGUCCACCUUGUCCAUAUUUAACCACUCGACCAUGUGCAUGUGGUAAAGAUCUUCAUGUCAAAAACGUUCGUUGUUCACAAGAUCGUGUUUCUUGUGGACAACGUUGUAAUCUUUUAUUGGAAUGUGGUUAUCAUCGUUGUUUAUUAUCUUGUCAUAAAACAGGAGAAUGUCAACCUUGUAAUCAAAUUUGUUCAAAACCAAAAAGGAUUUGUAAACAUCCUUGUAUGUUAACAUGUCAUGCUCCUAUCAAAUGUCAAGAAAAUUCACCUUGUCACACUAUCGUGGUUCAAACUUGUUCUUGUGGACAUUUACAAAACCGAACGAAUUGUGGAGCUUCAACAAAUAAUCCGAUAACAAGAGAAGGAAUAGGUAUAAAAUGUAAUUCUGAAUGUUUGGUAAGACAAAGGAACGUGAGAUUGGCGGAUGCUUUAGGAAUUAAAGUUGAUAAGGAGAAAACUUUUGAUUGGUCUUUGGAAUUGAAAAGUUUUGCUAGUAAUAAUAUCGGUUUUGUCAAAAUGGUAGAAGAUACUUUUGCCGAGUUUAUUAAAGGUACUAGGAGUAAUAUGAUUUUACCUCAUAUGCCUCCUGCUAAAAGAACAUUCGUCAUAUCUCUAGCCGACCAAUAUCGUCUUUCACGUGAAUUGAUAGAUGCAGAACCCAAUCGUUCCGUACAAAUCAGAAGGAAAAUAGAUACACGUAUCCCACCUGUUUUACUCUCACAAGUUUCUCAAACUCCGACGAUCGCUUCGAAAUUAAGAUCUGUAUUACCCAAUUCGAAACCAAACACUUCU